GUAUGUGUAGUGUAUAUAGUGUGUCUAUUGUAUAUAGUGUGUCUAUACCGUGUGUACGUGCAGUGUUUGUGUCUCACAAUGUGACAAGCAGUGGCACCACACACCAUCCCUGGGCUCCUCCAGCUGAUUGGCCCCCAGCCCCGUCCCUCAGACCCGGCCCCCCAGGACCACCUUAUAAAGAGCUGGGACUGUGGAUGAGGUCGGUGUAAAAGCUGCUGGACCAGAAAAGUCCUCGUCAUAGUGCGGAUCCCCAUCCCCCGCAGACAUGUCACCCUAUAGGAUCCUCUAUAUACUCCUCCUGAGGAUCGCACAGUCAGCAGGUUCCUCGUGGACAUAUACAGGUGACCAUGGGCCGGAACAUUGGGCCGAGUCGUUCCCAGACUGUGGUGGCGCAGCACAAUCUCCGAUCAACAUUAAGACGGCAGACGUGUCCUAUAAUGGGACCUUACCUCCCAUACGUCCAGAGGGGUACAACACUCCAGGGGGAGCCCCAUUCACCCUCACCAACAAUGGGCACACAGUGAAACUCUCCCUACCGUCAUCUAUGCGUCUCCACGGACUCCCGAAUAACUACACUGCGGUCCAGCUUCACCUACACUGGGGGAGCAUAACUAAUCCCGAGGGGUCUGAGCACCAACUGGAUGGAAACAUUUCUCCUGCAGAGCUCCACAUCGUCCAUUACAACUCGGACAUGUUUCCGGACAUCAACGAGGCCAAAAGUAAACCGAAAGGACUGGCCGUACUGGGGAUCCUGAUAGAGACAGGAAGCAAGGAUAAUGCAGCCUAUGGGAAUAUCAUUAACUACCUGGAUAAGGUCACCUAUGCAGACCAGAAUGUGCCUAUUCCAUCCUUUAACGUUGCGGAGCUGCUUCCCGAGGGUUUGGACCAGUAUUUCCGCUAUGGAGGUUCCUUGACAACGCCGCCGUGUUACCAGAGCGUGGUGUGGACAGUGUUCUACAACAAGGUCCAGAUCUCGGCGUCUCAGAUGGAGAAGCUCCAGACGAUGCUUUAUUCUACCGCACACAGUGCACCCGCACAUGUCCUGCAGAGGAACAUCCGGGGUCCUCAGCCUAUAAACCAGAGGACUGUAUACUCCUCCUUUAUGAUACAACGGAUGUGGACUACAGGUAAAACUCUCGGAGUCGUCUUCGGGUCGUUCCUGGGGAUGCUGGGUCUCGCCAUGGUCGUGUACUUUAUCGUCAAACAAGUCAGGAAACACAGAGCGGAGUCCUCAGGGGGUCUCUCGCCGCACUCGGGGGUCGUCAAGGUGUGAAUCGGAAAGGUGGCGUUUUUUUUUUUAAAGGACCCAGUAUGGAAUCUGUGAAGUUUUUUUUUUUUUUUUUUAUUCUGAAAAUGCUGCAUUUACAAAACAAACUCUUGGCCUACGGUGCAAAAGGAACAUUACACGGACAUCUGCAAUGUUAUUACGGUAUAAUCAGGGGACACCGCCACUACCUGCUUAUUGGAGCUAGAACCUCGUGUACUGUGUGCAAGAUGGCAGAGACCUGCAGUGAUCUGUUCCGCAACGUAUCAAGUCAUAUGAGGAUUUAUGGACACAUUUGGGCAUUAUUUAGGUCACUGUUUCCCAACCGGGGUGCCUCUGGUGGUUGCCUCCCGUCAUUGCGAUGCCGAUGACAGCCUGUAGCAACAAAGUGCCGAUGUAAUGGAUCAAUGUCAUAGAAUAGUAUUACACAGAUCAGUAUGAGCAAUCUUUCGAUUGCUCAUACAAUCCACUAGAGCAGAGUUUUCCCCAACCAUUGUGCCUCCAGAUGUUGCAAAACUAAAACAUCCAGCAUGUCCAUAUUACUCUUCCGAAAUGCUCUGUGCUGCUGGGUGAUCUUAGUACAUGCAGCCCUGUCCUCAUGUACAUUUUCGCCGCCCGUCAUUGGCGGUGCAGUGACUGGAUCUAGGCCUCCAUGACCGCCUAUGACAGCCUGUAGUAAUAGAGUGCCGAUGUAAUAGAUCAAUGUCAGAGUAUUACACUAUAUUUUAGAAUAUUACACUAAUCUGUAUAAGCAAUCGAAAGAUUGCUCAUACAUAUCUACUAAAGUAGGGUUUCCCUGCCAUUGUGCCUUCAGACAUUUCAAAACUACAAUUCCCAGCAUGCCUGGACAACAAUAGAGUGCCGAUGUAAUAGAUCAAUGUCAGAUAAUAGUAUUACACUGAUCCAUAUGAGCAAUCUUUCGAUUGCUCAUACAUAUCCACUACAGGAGUGUUUCCCUAACAUUGUGCCUCCAGACAUUGUAAACUAGAAUUCCCAGCAUGCCCAGACAACAAUAGAGUGCCGAUGUAAUAGAUCAAUGUCAUACAAUAGUAUUUCAUUAAUCUAUAUAAGCAAUCGAAAGAUUGCUCAUACAUAUCUAUCAGGGCAGUGUUUCCCUACCAUCGUGCCUCCAGACGUUGCAAAACUACAAUUCCCAGAAUGCCCGGACAAUAAUAGAGUGCUGCUGUAAUAGAUCAAUGUCAUACAUUAGGAUUACACUGAUCCGUAUGAGCAAUCUUUCGAUUGCUCAUACAUGUCCACUAGAGCAGUGUUUCUCUACCAUUGUGCCUCCAGCCGUUGAAAAACUACAACACCCAGCAAGCCCAUAUUGCUCUCCUGAAAUGCUCUGUGCUGCUGGAUGAUCUCGGUACAUGCAGCCCUGUCCUUUGGUAUGAAAGGUGUAAGGAGCAAUCUCUGUAGAAGGCUUUUAAUUGACAGCGGCAUGUAAACAGCAUUCGCCAUGCGUUAUUGGCGGACCGCCAUGACCACCUAUGGCAGUCUGUAGCAAUAGACUGCUGAUGUAAUGGAUCAAUGUCAUACAAAUGUGUCACACUGAUCUAUAUGAGCUAUCAAAAGAUUGCUUAUACAUGUCCACUACAGCAGUGUUUCCUUACCAUUGUGCCUCCUGCCAUUGCAAAACUACAACUUCCAGCAUGCUCGGACAGCCUUUGGCUGUCCAGGCAUGCUGGGAGUUGUAGUUUUGCAACAGCUGGUGGCACCCUGGUUGGGAAACACUGCUCUAGUAGGCAUGUAUAAGCAAUCUUUCAAUUGUCCAUGACUACCUAAUGUAAAAAAGUGCCUUUUAGCUUUU
This is a messenger RNA of Hyla sarda, 3074 nucleotides long. RefSeq names its product carbonic anhydrase 14 (gene CA14). Gene Ontology annotation, molecular function: zinc ion binding; carbonate dehydratase activity. Bases 266 to 1273 code for a protein of 335 amino acids. NCBI's taxonomy places the organism in Eukaryota, Metazoa, Chordata, Amphibia, Anura, Hylidae. The transcript is spliced from 11 exons. Gene Ontology annotation, cellular component: plasma membrane. The record is from RefSeq and is a predicted model, not a curated record.